This is a messenger RNA of Ostrea edulis (European flat oyster), 1766 nucleotides long. RefSeq lists its product as uncharacterized. The record is from RefSeq and is a predicted model, not a curated record. The coding region runs from base 814 to 1563 and encodes 249 amino acids. Gene Ontology annotation, cellular component: extracellular region. Lineage: Eukaryota; Metazoa; Mollusca; Bivalvia; Ostreida; Ostreidae. Gene Ontology annotation, molecular function: chitin binding. The transcript is spliced from 3 exons.
GGUCUAGCGAUACAUUUACAUGCAAAUAGCAUCUUAGAUUAACUACGAGGAGGAGGUCACGAGGUCAAAAUCUUUGGUACCAAAAGAAGAUUCUUGUCACAAGGAAUGCACAUAUGAAAUAUGAAAGCCCUACCACCAUCCAUUCAAAAGUUAUGACAAAGGUUAGAACUUUAGCUGGCACACAAAGAAACCCAAAACUAUAUACCCCGAAUAUCCGAUUACGGUGACAUAAAUAUCUUCAAUCAUACGUUUUUCAAAAUAUUGAAAGAUGAUUUGAAUGAAUAGAUAAAGAAAGUAGUUUUUGAUAAUUUGAUAUACAUGUAUUUAGGUUAACCAGUGUGGAAAACAGGAUUGCAUAAUCUUAUCCUAGGUGACGGGGUGUAAGAGAAAAUUAUCAAACUUCCAUCCUGUUUAGGGAUUAACGGUGUCAAGAUAGCGAAAUUCUCACAAACACUGGGUCUAAGGGACAAAUUCUCUCCCCAUUAACUUUAAAGGUAUAUAUCGACGAAGCUUACAGGAGGACAGGACCUGUAUCUCAUUGUAAACAUGGGUGCAUUUUGUUUAUCCACCCUGAAUGUCGCCCGCGACCUGAUCAAAGAUUGGAUGGUAUUGAUGGCAUCUCUUGGACUUUGAUAUGGAGUGGUGUCGUAUAUAGUCCCAAACAAACAACCGAUAUGGUCAUUUACCUAAAGGAUCGCAUCUCUUCUAAAUCAUUCUGAAGUGAAGCAGCGGGAACAGGGCUCAAUUUCGGAAACUGACAUCAAUCAGCACACGGGUCGCUUGUUGGUGAGAAAGUUACAGACAAUAUUAACAAUGUUUUGGAAAGUGUGCGUUUUGUGCAUGUUGGGUGUAGCACAGGACGUGGUCUCCAUGUGUCAUUCAGGGAUGUGGAAGACCAAGCAAACAGACUGCAGCAGUUUCUCCAUGUGUGUUCUGGGCAAGUCCGUGGAAUUCAAGUGUCCUGGAAAUACGGUCGCCAAUCAAAUGAUGCAGGCGUGUGUACCGGCCGGAUCCUACAUGGAUAUUUGUUCAGAAAAGCAGUCAGUGGUAGAUGAGAAGACCCCGCCAAUGAUUGAAAAACCCCUUGAUCCAAAACCAAUGGUCCAGAAACCACAAACCAACCCCUACACCGACAUGUGUCGAGGCGCGCCUUCAGCUCUGCUGCCUCACCCCGACAGCUGUGCUAAACACAUAGACUGCUCCAAGGUUAUGCAAGGCAUGAUGGGAGAAUUCGAAUGCCCCUUCCCGACCCUCUGGAAUUCAGAAACAAAGAGAUGUGACAGUCCAUUAAAUGUCAAAUGUGGAACCAGAUGGGAACCGAAGGAUGCAUGUGAGUACGAAAGCAACGCGUGCAAGCAUUCCUCCCACUGCAUCCCGUGCGAGGUGAGGUUCCCCAGCUGUAAGGGACGCGCGGAUGGAAUCAACUCGUGGUCAGGGCGGGAGUGGACUCCACAUUUUGUGGUGUGUGAGAACGAGAGACUUGUCCACCAAGGACAAUGCACUUACGAGGAAACGUCCAAGAUCGUCUUCGAUCCGGUGGAGCAUGUCUGUAUCCGACUCUGAAUUUUAUAAAACAUUCGGUUAUGGAACUUCUACUAAACAGAUGGAAAUGCAACGAUAAAUAAUAUCGAAAUAUUUACAUUGAUUUGUAUUCUGCACACAUUUUUAAAGUUGUAUUAAUUCAUUGUUGAGAAAUUAAACAAAUCUUAGUGCAUGUACAUUGUAUCUCUGCCUACUUUCACUUUGUUGAAUAAAUGUUAACCAAA